AUGGCGCACUCGGGCAUUUAUGCGUUACAGGUCGCCUUUGAUGCUGGAGACAGUGAAGCUGCCAUUGACACUGCCUUGGCCGAAGUCAAAUCCAGCCCUGGGCUCCGUCGGACGACGUAUGAAUACAUCAAGGAGAUGGCGUUGGCCAGAGCGGAUUGGCGGGCCAUGACCAUCUAUCUGUGGCACAUGUUGCAGACGGCCCAGAAGAAGCCGGUCACGCAAGAAAAUUAUCUGCUGGCCAAAGACCUGUACCGCAUGAUGGAACCUAGUCAGAAGCAGGACAACAAACUGCCAUUUCUGCAGAGUUUCGAGCUCCCUUGGAAACUGCUGCACGACGCGGCAGACCAUCACCUCUACCAUCUGGACGACGGUCCCGAGUCGGAUGCGGUGCAGGAGGAUCUCGAUAUGGCGCUCCGGGAAGGGGUCUCGAAAUGGAGUGACCCUCGCGCCGCCGAGAUGAUCCUCAAUCAGAUUGGGGAGGUCGAGAAGCAUAGUCCGCGAUGGGUGUCGCUCAUGACCCAGUCCGCAAUGGGUGGUAAUGCGGACUCAUGCCUCGAGCUGGCCAUGUACCAUCUCCAGAAAGAUGGAUGGUACCCCAAGCGAUCCGACACGAACAACAAAACCAAAAACUGGAUCGGGAUUGAAUGGCUCGCGCUCAGUGCAGCACUGUCCACUUCUGACGCAAGGGUAAUGGUGAGAAGGUAUCUAGCCCUGGCACACAUUCUUCGAGAGAGCGGCUGCGCAAAAGAAGGAUAUGCGUGGUUGCCUACUGCAAAGGAAAAUGUCUACGAGGCUGGCCUGGAUUCGACCGGCGAAAUGAUCAAAUAUCUGGACGGAUUCCAGCGUCACUGGUUCGACGACAAAGUUAUGGUUGCUACGUCCGACGAGUUUCUUGACCUUACGGAUGGCCGAGUCUGA
Molecule: messenger RNA, 918 nt
Organism: Capronia epimyces CBS 606.96
Lineage: Eukaryota; Fungi; Ascomycota; Eurotiomycetes; Chaetothyriales; Herpotrichiellaceae
Exons: 1
Coding region: 1-918 (305 amino acids)
Source: RefSeq, a predicted model, not a curated record